AUGAUCAUACUCGCGUCGGACCAUAUUAUUUUUGAGGGGAAAUUAAAAUCUUGUUCACACAUUCUUGAUUACCACACGCAUAAAUGCUGGCGCCGUUUGCUAUCCCCUGGUCUAAGUCCUUGGCAAAUCCUGAAUUUAUUGGGUGAUGUAUUUUUACGCAAAGCAAGUCGGGCUGUGGAUUUGGCUACGCCUACUUGUUCCUCAAUUUGGCUAGUGGAUAUCUGUGUGCUUUCAGCAAUUCCUUGUAAAACACUAGCAAGAGUUUCCUCUAGAUAUUCCUUUUUUCGAGACAAAAUUCCCGGGGACAGUGAUUUGGUUGGUGAAGCUAAGUUUCUGCGGGUUACCUUGGAUCGAAGAUUGCAAUGGGGCCUUCACUUUGACAGUCCAUAUUGAUAAUGGCUUGCCUUGCCAUUUUACAUUCACUUAGAUACUAUGCCAUUCUGGCUUGGGGGCAUUCUUCGGGGGUCCAUAGACUGUUCGCCUUGCAAAUAAGGGCAGUUAGGGUUGUGGGUCGUUUGGGCUACAGGGCCUAUUGCAGA
This is a messenger RNA of Acanthoscelides obtectus, 539 nucleotides long. The record is from the annotation of a GenBank genome assembly. Lineage: Eukaryota; Metazoa; Arthropoda; Insecta; Coleoptera; Chrysomelidae.